Arabidopsis lyrata subsp. lyrata is the source of this 807-nucleotide messenger RNA. RefSeq lists its product as uncharacterized. Lineage: Eukaryota; Viridiplantae; Streptophyta; Magnoliopsida; Brassicales; Brassicaceae. The record is from RefSeq and is a predicted model, not a curated record.
AGGAAUAAAAGUAGAAAAGAGACAAAACAUACAUCCACCAAGUUUAUUUUUAACUUGAACCGUGUAUAACGGCUAGAUUAUCUAUAACCGAACCUAACAAACCCUAAGUGAAAAGGAAAAAGAAACUUUGGAAAAAAGGAAACUUGAGUCUCAAACAAAUAAGUUUAUAAAUACCUGCGUCUCGCGUCUCCUAUCUCCUCAAGCUAAAGACGCAAUUUCUCUGGGGUUUUUUUUUUUCAAUUCUCUCUGCUUCGAGAUGAUGAUGCUCUGACUCUUUCUUCUCCCUUCGUUUAGAAAGAAUCAUUCCAGAAGUCAAAGCCCAAGAAAGAAAGACUCAUACAUAUACAACGGCUGUCUCUGUUCACUUAAAAAGCUACGAAUAAGACGAGAGAUCACACACACACAAGCAUCACGUCUCAUAUAAACGACAGAGAACAUUCUUUGUUUUUCUGCCUGCGAUGAUAAGAUCUAUGUCACUCACUACGGAACCACAUCUCACCGUAGAAACAGAGAGAGAGACGAUUCGAAGGAGUUAGAGGCUACAUGUCGCCGGAAUUUAAGGCUUCGGGAGUCAUGAUGUUGGAGGUUCUCUCGGCGACGGAGAUUGAGGAAGUGGUGGGAUCGUCGGAGAUUGGGGGAUUCGUUUUUCCGGUAAGGGUUAGAGAUGAUCGUAUUUGCUCUCUCUCAGAGGCCCAACAGAAACAAUUCCAGCCCAUCAAACAAUUGCCAGGUUAAUUUUCAGCCCAUUUUCUUCUUUAAUUUAGAAAAUUAAUAUAUUUUAUACUUUUAAAGGUUUUUUUUUUCUUU